This is a messenger RNA of Pleuronectes platessa (European plaice), 1194 nucleotides long. RefSeq names its product 5,10-methenyltetrahydrofolate synthetase (5-formyltetrahydrofolate cyclo-ligase) (gene mthfs). Bases 144 to 746 code for a protein of 200 amino acids. The transcript has 3 exons. NCBI's taxonomy places the organism in Eukaryota, Metazoa, Chordata, Actinopteri, Pleuronectiformes, Pleuronectidae. Gene Ontology annotation, molecular function: 5-formyltetrahydrofolate cyclo-ligase activity. Gene Ontology annotation, cellular component: mitochondrion. The record is from RefSeq and is a predicted model, not a curated record. Gene Ontology annotation, biological process: folic acid-containing compound biosynthetic process; tetrahydrofolate interconversion.
AAAGAAGAACACGUGUUUAGAUAUUUUCAGUGUGGUGUCUGUCAUGUGCUGUCACACUUGUCAAUGUUUAACUUGUCGAAGGUUGCAUGAAGCGCAGCGCUAUGUCGAGCCCGUUUUCUCGCAGAACACACUCUAUCUAGCUAAUGGCGGCCCUGCGAGCAGCGAAGCAGGCGCUGAGGAAAGCGAUCAAGACACGGGUAGCAGCGCUGAGUGACGAGGAGAAACGAAGACAGUCCCUGGUGGUUUCACAGAAGCUUUUCCGACACCCCAAAUAUGUGUCCUGCAAGAGGAUUGCAGUGUUUCUCAGCAUGCAUGAUGAAGUGCUCACAGAGGAAAUCAUCAAAGACGCGUUCAAAUUGGGAAAAAGCUGCUUCAUCCCCAGAUAUGAGAGGAGCUGCAGCCAUAUGGACAUGUUGCAGCUCACCAGUCUGCAGGACAUGGAAACGCUGCCCCUGACCUCCUGGAACAUCCGACAGCCUGCUGAAGAUGACAACAGCAGAGAGGAAGCACUGGCUGCAGGAGGUCUGGACCUAAUCUUGAUGCCAGGCCUGGGUUUUGACCAAAUGGGGAAGCGUCUGGGACGAGGGAAGGGGUACUACGACACCUACUUGGAACGCUGCAUCAGAUACUCUCAAGUAAAACCCUACACCAUUGCCUUGGCCUUCAAAGAGCAGCUGUGCCAGGAAAUCCCUGUUGAUGACAACGAUGUGCUCAUUGAUGAAGUUCUGUAUGAGGAUUAUGAGUAACUGGUCAAUCACCACAGGUGCAUUACCAUUACUAAUGCACACAUUUUCACUGCAGACAUUUAACUUGUUUUAGCAAAAGAAGCUCAAAUGGAACUAUUUAGGCCAAGAAUGGCCUUCAUUAAUAUAUUGUAUUCAGCAUUAUACAGGCUGAGAUGCAAAUUCAGUGGCUGUAUUGAUAAUGUUUGAUCAUUAUAGUGAAACCUGAUAUUCAUCAGUGUCAAACAUCAAUGGACAAUUAGAUGGAAAGAAGUCUUAAUAAAGUUGUAAUGGAAAAUGUGCAGGCUGCAUGACUUGUAAUGGGAGGGACAGUUGUUAUUUAAAUUCAGAGAGGCCGACCUGGAAUAAAUAGGAACUCUCCAACAAAUAAAUCUGCAUAAUUGUAACCAUAUGUUAUUACAUGACUGCAUUUCCAUUAUUGUGCCUUAUAAAUACAAUUGUUUUAUCACAA